UUCCUAUAAAGACGCAUUGUCACCACGACAUAAUAGCAACUCAGGAAAGGCAGUUGAAACCGCAGUAAUGUGUUGGUUGAUCGUUUUAUUGGUGGGACUAUUGACAUUCGUCAGUGGCCAUCCUCCACCCGACCGUGAUACCGGAUGUGACGUUGCAGUUCUCCGCCUGGAAAAGAUGCUGACUGACCUUUCAAGUCGCGUAAAUGACCUUGAGAAACAAAGAGAAUUGGACGUCAUGGAGAUUGAAAAUGUUCGACAAGAUAUGGAGAAGGUAAAAACCGAGAAUCGUCAACUUAAAACUGAACUUGAUCACAUGGUUACAACGAAGAGUGAUAAACAGCCCCCAAACCCUGACAGGAGAAUAGACAUACAGAAACACAACUCUGGCUCCAACAACUCAGAGUCACCAACCUUUGACUCGACAAUGGACACCGUACCAAGUAUCAAUGAUACGAAUAUAGACUCGCAGCCAUCAACAUUUGAAACAAAAAUAGGGGAGAACAAAAUCGUUAAGGAGGGAACUGUGUAUAUUGACGCCACCACUAAGAGCAAACAAUAUGGCCGAAUCAAAAGAGAUGAACUACAGCGCCCUAAAAGUCUAUCCCGCAAUCUGACAAGCCGUGUCGUGCCAAGUGAAACUGUGGCCUUCUUUUCAACUUUAAGCCAUGAGCUGACCGACGUCGCUAAGGAACAGAAUAUUCAAUUUGAAAAUGUCGUCACCAAUAAUGGCGGUCACUACAACCAACAAACCGGUGUUUUUACAUGUAGUACAGGGGGAACCUAUGUUUUUUCUUGGACUUUAUAUGUAUAUUACACCCAUUGGAUUAAUAGCGAACUAGUCAAGAAUGGUAUUGCUUUCGCAUACACCAGUGCAGGUAACAAAAACUAUCAUGAAGCAUCGAGCAGCACCGCUGUGGUCAACUUGAGGCCUGGUGACAUGGUGUGGACAAGAAUACAAGAUAGGGCUCCGGGCGCCAAGAUCCUUCCACACGUUUCAAUGUUUGGCGGCUUCAAAAUAUAAUAUUAUAUGCGUAACACAUUGUAAAUAGCAUAUAUCAUAUGUGUGCCAUGGUAUUUCUGGUUAUUCUAAUAAAUAGGUUGUUUAAGCUGAAUCCAAACCCUUUACCCUUUAAAAAUAAACAAACCCCUCAGCCUUUAGAAAUAAAAUGUG
Molecule: messenger RNA, 1171 nt
Organism: Mizuhopecten yessoensis (Yesso scallop)
Lineage: Eukaryota; Metazoa; Mollusca; Bivalvia; Pectinida; Pectinidae
Exons: 3
Coding region: 68-1021 (317 amino acids)
Molecular function (GO): protein binding
Source: RefSeq, a predicted model, not a curated record